UCACUCUCCUAUUCCCCCCGUUUUCGGAAGAACCCGUUUCGAAACCCCGUGACGGCCGUAAAGUAUCUUUGUUUUUUCUCUCUCCUCAACCUCCCGCUUCCUGUCACAUUUUCUCUCUCUAAAAUUUUGGGGCUUUUGUUUUGUUUUUCUCUCUCCUCAAAAACGCCAUUAAACCCCGCGAAAAAAUACCUCCAUUGAAGGAGGAGAGUGAGAGAAUGGGAGCUCUUGCUCUUACUACACCAUGGAUUCCCGAAGAUGACCUUCUGCUAAAGAAUGCAAUCGAGGCGGGUGCUUCCUUGGAAUCACUAGCGAAAGGUGCAGUGCAAUUUUCACGGAGGUUUGCAUUUAAGGAAUUGAAAGAGAGAUGGCAUGCCCUCCUCUACAAUCCUAAUAUAUCGACGAGAGCUGCUGAACAAAUGGUAGAGUUAGAACGUUCUGCAUCCAACCUUGCUUCGAAAUCUAAUAGAGCUGACAAUUCAAAAGGAAUUAAAAAUGUUCAUGGGAAGAGGAAGGUCGAAAGUGUUCGUAGAUGUUAUUAUGCUAUGAGAAAAAGAGUAUGUAAUGAGCCUAAUAACCAGGGUGAUAUAACUUUUCUUGUUGGACCUGGUGAUAAUUGUUUUAUGGAUGGGGCUCAAGCCCCUGUCCCAGAUGACCUGCUUGGAGAUCCGAUGGCUGGUCAUUUCGGGCUUGGGGAAUAUGAAUCUGUCGAUUUUGAUGAUUUGCGCAAUGAAUUUCCCCAAGUCACGGGGAAUGGUGCUCCAUCUUGUGGUGUUGGUGAAUUUCCCAUUCAGCAACAUAACACAUUUGAAAAUCAUAUGGAGAAAAACACUAUGUUACCGGAUAACUUGUGCUCUAGUUUUGAAGGAAAUACAACCUUCAAUACAUCUAUACCUGACCGUGGAACUCAAUUUCAUUUGCAAUACACAUCUCCACCCCCUGCAAUUCCUGAUUGGAAUACAAUGGAGGGUAUGUCAGUGCCAGAAAUGCCUAAUAAUAUUAGCAUUAGUGGGAAAAACAUACAUUCCGGAGAUCCAUUUGUUGAUGGCAAUGCUGUAGGAACAUCUGAGUAUGAUGUUAUGCACACAGAUCCCAAUUUGACCAAUCAAAUGCCAGGUGAUGACUUGGAAAAUCCAGCAGAUUGCACCGAUGGCAUGUUUGCCGGGUUGACUUACGAUUUCAUAAGUGAUGACGAGAUGCCUAUCUUUGAUGGAGGGAAGGGUGGUAUUGAGAAUACGUAUCUGGACAUGUUUAGUGCACUCUUAUUGGACUCCCCUAAUGACGUUAAUGAAGAAGACAGAUUGCCCUAUGUGCUUGAACCAAAAGACCCAAGUAAUGCAGACGGUUAUAUUGAUAAUCCUAGUAGUUCUGGUGCAUUUGAAAAGAAUGAUGCUGGUGGUUCUCACAUGGGUGAGAUUAAUCUCCAAAACUGUCCAGACACUCAAAUGCCUACAUCCACUACAUGUGUCAACUCUGACUAUCCAGAAUUUCGUGAUGGUGUUAUUUGCUGCACAUUAAAUACCGAGGAUCCUGAAAUUCCCUGUAACGAUGAUAUUGUUUUUCCUAGUAACAAUAGUAAGUCACGGCCAGCAUCUGCCAAUAGAAGAACUCAGAGUGAGGCUAAUAAGCCACCAUCACAUGGUAAGGAUAACACAGGCGCUCAAUCCUGUGGAAAAGCUCUUAGCACAAUGAAGAGAGAGCAGAAACGAUUUGGAGAACCACAUCCAGCUUCCCAGGCACGAGGUUCAGAUGUGGGACUGAUUCGUGCUGUUGAUGAGAUUGGGGUUAAAUUUGAGACAUCUAGGCUUGAAAAGCUUAGUGGCCACAGGACUUCAACUAGCAGCUAUGGAGGACCAUGUCAAAGUAGUCAGGCAGUUAAGAAGGAACCUUUAGAACUUCCUCUGGCUAGACAGCCUGCCUGCAGUGUUGCUGAGAGAUCAGGCCAGAUUGCAGAUGUAGGCUGUCUACAAACUGCUGUUGCGAAAACUAGUCAGGAAGCGCAGAGAUCAUCGGCCCUUAGAAAUCAGGAAGCACACAUAGUGGGAUCUGGGGAUUGUACAGCUGCAGAACCUGGCAUAGAGCCAUUAUUAUCUGACCCUGAAGAGCAAUUUUCUGAGAGCGACACUGAUAUUCCUUAUUUUUCUGAUGUUGAAUCAAUGAUACUUGAUAUGGACUUGGACCCAGAAGAUCAGGACUUUUUCUGUAGUAGAGAAGUUGCAAAAUAUCAGCACGAGGAUGUGAAGAAGGCAAUCAUAAGGUUGGAGCAAAAUGCACAUUCAUACAUGCAGAGAGCCCUAUCAUCACAUGGUGCAUUUGCGAUAUUAUAUGGUCGGCAUUCAAAGCAUUACAUCAAGAAACCUGAGGUCUUGCUAGGGAGAGCAACGGAUGAUGUUAUGGUUGACAUUGACUUGGGUAGAGAAGGGCGUGCAAAUAAGAUAUCAAGGCGGCAGGCAAUUAUAAAGAUGGACAAAGACGGAUCUUUUAAUCUAAAGAACACUGGAAAAUGUUCACUCUAUGUGAAUAGCACGGAAGUCUUCCCAGGGCAAAGUCUUGGUCUGCACCCAAAUUGCUUGAUUGAGAUAAGGGGAAUGCCAUUCAUAUUUGAGACAAACCAGGCCCGCGUUAAGAAAUAUUUGGAUCAUGCUGCCCAGAAAGUUGAGGACAAGAAGCUAAAUAUGUAGAGUUGGACGACCAGUGGAGGUGCUUGUUUUACUGCACUUUCUUGGUUCAAUUUUUUUAGGUCUUAGGUCUUUGUAUCUACCCUGCUGAUUGCAUAGGAUAAGGUGAUGUUUAGAAGUAGGCCUGUAAAUUGAAUGCUUAACUCAAAACUAGUUGGUUAAUUAUCAAGAUUCGUUGUUUUCA
Messenger RNA from Spinacia oleracea (spinach), 2859 nucleotides. RefSeq lists its product as uncharacterized. Gene Ontology annotation, molecular function: G-quadruplex RNA binding; protein binding. Lineage: Eukaryota; Viridiplantae; Streptophyta; Magnoliopsida; Caryophyllales; Amaranthaceae. Gene Ontology annotation, biological process: positive regulation of transcription by RNA polymerase II. Bases 216 to 2678 code for a protein of 820 amino acids. The record is from RefSeq and is a predicted model, not a curated record. The transcript is spliced from 7 exons. Gene Ontology annotation, cellular component: NSL complex; MLL1 complex; Ino80 complex.